This is a messenger RNA of Tachysurus fulvidraco (yellow catfish), 1144 nucleotides long. It is a transcript of the gene tmem86b, whose product is annotated as transmembrane protein 86B. The transcript is spliced from 3 exons. The record is from RefSeq and is a predicted model, not a curated record. Gene Ontology annotation, cellular component: membrane. Lineage: Eukaryota; Metazoa; Chordata; Actinopteri; Siluriformes; Bagridae. The coding region runs from base 111 to 866 and encodes 251 amino acids.
AUGAAUCACUCAUAUUGGUCUAAAGUUCAAACUCAGCUCAGUCAGUUAGACCCACAGAGACACCGCUUUCAGAGGCUCUGUGUCUGUGUGUGAGAGGGAGAAGGAGAAAGAUGGAUAUCCUGGAGACGGACGCUUACGAUAGGAGACAGCGCAGGAAUACGUCCUGUGUGCUGUUUCUUUUCCUCUUACCUUUCUUCGCUUCUGCAGCUCUGUAUUUCUACCUGUGGAUCCCAGAUUCCGCUCCGUCCAUCCUGGCCGCAGGUGUGAAGGCAGCCCCUGUGCUCUCAUUGGCAUUCGUGGUGCUGAAAUACAACGGAGGAGGGAGCCUUCUGGGCGUGGCUGGAGGACUGGUGAUGUCAGCGGGAGGAGACAUCUGUCUCAUCUGGCCAGAUCUCUUCCUCAUGGGAAUGGCCUUCUUUGCUGUGGCCCACCUACUGUACUCUCUUUCAUUCCUUACUUCACAUUAUUCCUCUCAAUCCUCUUCUUCCUGUGGCCUUUACUUCUUCUACCUCCUGCUCUGGGGAGCAGGUGGUGGAAUUUACUUAUAUCUCCUGCCCUUCCUAAAGAAGUCUCCGGCUCCUGAACUUUUUGUCCCAGCCGUUGGAGGUUAUGUGCUUCUCAUUGUUCUAAUGACGACUUUUGCGGCACGAACGAGGCGGCCUCUGAUUCUGCUGGGUGGCCUGGUCUUCAUGGUGUCUGAUUUCACCCUCGCCCUGCAGCAGUUCAAAGUGGUUGAGCAUCUGGAUUAUGGCAAGCAUAUUGUCAUGACAACAUAUUACCUGGCCCAGCUGCUGAUCGCCAUUGGUGACGUAAAGACGAUGAUGGGAAAGCAGGCUGAAGAGCUCCUCAAGUUUAAGAGGUUAUAGGGGCUGCAUGCAGACGUGGGCAUGUGGGACUUACGCGGAUUUCGUACAGACAGACAUAAUAUGAAUCAUUACUUACAGGAGAUUCUGUAUUUCUAUGUUUACAUAAUGUAUAGGUCUGUAUUAUUUAAAUACGUUCUGUAGGAUUUAAAGGGUUCGUGAACAUUUAUAGCUACUGACCAUGCUUAUCACCUGUGCACAAACUAGGACAUGUCCAAUCAUUGAAAACCAAACAACAAAAACUUUCUAUGUAAGAAGCAUUGAAUAAAGUUGGGAAGUGU